Molecule: messenger RNA, 4358 nt
Organism: Cherax quadricarinatus
Lineage: Eukaryota; Metazoa; Arthropoda; Malacostraca; Decapoda; Parastacidae
Product: hemocyte protein-glutamine gamma-glutamyltransferase
Biological process (GO): peptide cross-linking
Molecular function (GO): protein-glutamine gamma-glutamyltransferase activity
Source: RefSeq, a predicted model, not a curated record
CCGGAACAUCGUGUAUAUAACCCAAGCCGGAUUUGUUGAGGUGCCCACGUAGCCAAGUGCCUUCACCACCCAACCCACACUCCAUCGUCCGUCGCUGGCAAACGCACCUCUGGUCAUCAGGAUGCAUCCGCUGAGUAGCAAGACGAGUCAGCAGCAGCAACAGCAGCAGCAGCAGCAGUUGCCACCCCCUGUGCCGCCCUUCUCUCUCCCACGGCCCUCCUACCCGCCUAGUUAUGAGCAUGAAUAUGAGGAUGAGUGGAGGUACGGGCGUGGGCGUCAGAGGCACUACGCCCGUGACGCAGCAAUGCGGGCGUACUACGAUAUCUGGCGACGACGAUACAACGAGAUGCCUGCAGAUCCAGCUCAAAACUACGCCUCCCAGUCCCACUACACUGGCGUCCCAGCUGAUAUCCUGAGGGUGGAACACGUUGAUUUCCGACCCCAGGAGAACGCCAAGGACCACCGCACCUUCCAGUAUGAACUCGUCCAGGACUUCGAUCGUCCCAGCCCCGUCUACCGCAGGGGUCAAGCCUUCCACCUCUCCUUGGUGACUCGCGAGAGGGAGUUUGACUGCACCAGGGACCACCUCUACCUCAACUUUUACUUCGGACCACAACCAUCAGUGCCCAAGAGGACGAGGGUAGUGCUGCCUGUUACCAUCCAGAAGGAGUUCACACGAACCCCUCAGAAGUGGGACGUCCGUAUCCAGGCGCAGGAGGGGAACACCCUCACACUACAGGUACACAUCCCCGCGACCUGCCAGGUGGGAGUGUGGCGUUGUGUGGUGGAGACGGCAACCAAGAACUACCCGAGGAACAGGACUCAGUACCGCGCUCCUGAGGACGUUUUCGUCAUCUUCAACCCCUUCUCUAGAGAGGACGCAGUGUACUUGGAGAACGAGGCUCAGCGUACUGAGUAUGUGAUGACCGAGAGCGGCAAGGUGUACCGUGGAGGUUCCCGCAACACUCAAGGACGACCUUGGGUCUUCGGUCAGUUCGAUGACUGCGUCCUGCCUGCUGCUUGUCUCCUGCUCGAGAUGUCUGGCCUCACGCACACUGAGAGAGGCAACCCUGUCAAGGUGGCCAAGGCUCUAAGUUCCAUGAUCCAGGCGUCUCGUAGGCGUCGAGACCACGAUGAUGAGAACUGGGAAGGACUCUUGGAGCCCCACUACGAGGACGAGUACCGUGGGGGCCAGAACCCCCACCUGUGGACCGGCUCCGUCAAGAUCAUCCAAGAGUUCCUCUUGAACGGUGCCACCCCCGUCAAGUACGGUCACUGCUGGGUGAUGGCUUGCCUCAUGACGACGGUGUGCCGUGCCCUGGGUUUGCCUGCCCGACCCACUACCGCCCUCACCGCCGCCCAUGAGACACAAGAAACACUCACCAUCGACCGAUACAUCGACCGCUUUGGUGACCUGAUCGAGCGGGGUCCUGGACGCGACCAGCCAGACUCUCUGUGGGCCUUCCAUACCUGGUGCGAUGUUUGGAUGUCUCGUCCAGAUCUUCCCUCAGGCUAUUCUGGAUGGCAGACGACAGAUCCAUCUCGCGCCUACCACUUCAAGUUCUCCAGUGGGUGUGGUCCCUCCUCGACGGAGGCUGUGAAGAGAGGAGAUGUCGGGUUCUCCCAAAGCACCAGCGCCUUCUUCUCUGCCCUCAACACCUUCGUCAGAUACUACUACGAGGACGACGAAUCCGAGUGGGGCUACACCCCGUAUAUGCAGCACAGGUUGCCUGUGUGUCGCUCCGUCGUGACGAAGGCUGUGGGGCGUCACGAUGACGACGGUGACGCAGAUUGCGAGGACGUCACCAAGGUGUACCGGGACCUGGAGCGCUCAGAGCCUGAGAGAUUCACAGUCUUCAACGCCUGCAGGGGCAUGAGGAAAGAUCACGUCUACUUCGACUAUCAGGAUCAGGGGAGCUACGACGUUGAGUUCGAGUUGCAGGAGCCGAAGCAAGUGAGCGCCGGCCAGAGCAUCACCGUUACCCUUCAGGUCCACAACAACACUUCUGAGACUCGCACCGUCCAGGCUAACAUCUCCACCAGGAGCUUUUUCUAUACCGGGGUGUUGGGGACGCACCUCAAGAGGGUGACGGGACAGUUCACCCUCGCCGGGGGCCAGAAGGACACUCUCACCCUCAAAGUGGACGCCUCCGAGUACCAGGACCGCCUCGUUGAUAUGGGCUUCAUUAAGAUCACCGCUACAGGUCACGUCUCCGAGAACAAACAGUCUUACAUCGAUGAGUUCGACUUCCAGUUUGAAAAACCCAAGUUAAUCAUCGAGGUGCCCGAGUGCCAGGUGGGACAGGAGUGCACAGCCACCUUCACCUUCAGCAACCCACUAGACGUGCCUCUCACAGACUGCUUCUUCAGCAUGGAGAUCGGAGGCGCCUACAGGCCCAGGACCAUCAGGGUGAAUCGUGAGGUCCGUCCAAGGGAAACCUUCACUUACAGCCAGACCUUCGUGCCUCGCAAGUCUGGUGACCACCGCCUAGUGGCCUCCUUUUCCUCUCACCAGCUCCAUGACGUUACGGGGUCCCGCAAGUUAACCAUCCGAGACUAGAUUUCUCUCUUCUAAACCUCUUCCUUCUUACCCUCCGCCCUUCGUUAUGUUGAGACAGAUACGUGUGAAACCAAAGCGUGCAUUUGGAGGUAGCGAACGCGUAAACUACAGAUAAAAAAUUAUUGAAAGAGCGUGAGAGCACAUGUAGAAAAUCUCACUGGAAUAGGACUUACCUCAAAGAAUAAAUAAGAUCUCUCUAAGGGAAGCAAAAUGACAAAAGAUAGAACCAGUGCCGCGGGAGAAGUUACUUUUGUGUGGAAGCUGUCCAAACAAACACAAACUAAUAUAAGAACCACGCUUGAGUUGUGGGGCUGACCAGCGACAUGAGGCGUGGUGGGCGAGAGACUAGAAGAAUGCCGAGUUAUUGAGGGGGGGAGGGAGAAAGAAUGCUACAUGUGCUCAGGGAAAGCACACGUGUACAAUAAUAAGGAUGAAUUUCAUCUUCUACUGUUGUGACUCAAGGCAGAAUCACUUCCCACAGGCAUAACUACUUACUGCUCCUCCUCCGUUUGUGAGCCAUGGACGGCUGAAUGAUAUGCUGAGUGAAAGAAAUCACUUGUAAUUUUACUGUUACUAAAUGUUGAACAGUAAAGAAGUAUACUAUCAACAACCUUCAAAUAAAAGGUAACCACGCAGUAUUUUUAAGAAUAUAUACUGUUUAAACACCAAAUUCACUUCUCCGUAAAGAGUAUUGUUACGAUUUGCUCGAAGGGGCCUGUGGUUGAAGAUUCGAGAAAUAAUUUAAAAUCACCAACACAUUCCAUAGACCUAAACAACUGCACAGGGAAAGACGAUGUUCCAUUGUCUGCACUGCAUAAGAACAGUGAUGAAGACAAUAAAGCCACACACUGUACACAAAUAACCUGCACAUAGGAAACAAGUUAAUGGUGUGAUUAGUUUAUGGCACAAGUCUGACCGAACCGUCAGUCUCGCAUGUGCGAGUUAUUUGUGUAUUGUUGAACUUGCGGUAUUGUGCCUUUAUAUUCUUCAAAAUAAAACCAUCUUGAUAUGUGGUGGCUUUACGGUUUCCACUUGCCUGUUGCUAUCGGAGGGAGAAUGAAACAAUCGGUAUCCUUGACAGAACCCGAGAAUGGUGUCCACAAGCCUCUCACAAGACCCCACUUCUCCGAAAUUACAAUGAAAACGACAAAGCAAACGUAUAAAUCACGGUUACCAUCGCCAUAAUUCACAAAGGCGACGACUACACGCAAGUUACUGGAUAUCUCAAUCUUGGUUAGUUUUCUUUUAAAGUACAGCAGCCUCCAUGCGUAGAAAAUGGUUACUUUCUAGAGCCUCAUUAGCUUUUGCAACUAAAAAAUAAAAAAAAAUGUAAAAUGGAUCUUGAAAGCUUGGAGAUAUGGCUAUGGGGAUGUUCAUCUUGUGCUGCUUCUGAAGAUGAAACUAAGUACCAUAAAACUUAACAGCAACAGAAGUGGCUUCAAUACUGUUAGCGUUUUUGUUAUUUACUUAUUUUCUCGGGCGGUCAGUUUUCAGCGAGUAACCUUCCCAUGAGCCCCCAUAUCUCUGAUCAAAGAUAACAAAAUAAUUAUGAUAAGUCUUGGUGUUUGUGGUAUUAACAUAAUGGUUGUGGGUCGAUAGUUUUGAAUUAUCAUCAUGAAACUGAUUGAUGAACUAAAGAAAAAUAUACGAGCAUUUUAUUAGCCUGAGAGCACAUUUUUUCCCUGGCCUUGAGUUAUAUAUGCUUCUGCUUCACAUAUCACUGAAGGUGACACCACAAUGAUCUUCAGAUGGUGAAGUGUAAACAGAGACAUGCAAAUAAAGAUCUUCUUCAGCAGUA